AUGUACCUUCCUUUUAACCAUGAAAACUGUGUUUCUACUUGCAAUUACAUCAGCGAGAAGAGUGAGGUCUUAUUUUCAGAUCACACCAUCCAGUCUGUUUUUUGCUGUUGCUGCUGCUGCUGUUCAAUGCAGAAAAGAGCAGUGAAGAGGACGGAACUGAACCUGGACAAUGCUGGAGACUUGAUGGCUGAAUACUCAGUAUCACAACAACAACUCUCCUAUGUGUCUACCCAAAAGUACAGAUGUGACACACAAUUUGUUCAACAAUCAAAGAGGAAGCCGCUACCAUCAUUACCCCAACAGUUCCCUGACGAGUGUGAUGAGAAUAUCAGAGUCAUUGCACUCUAUGAUUUUUUUGCCAAAGGACCUUCUGACUUGACGCUCAGAAAAUCAGAAGAAUAUAUUAUCCUUGAGAAGUAUGACCCCCACUGGUGGAAGGCAAGAGACCAGUUUGGAAAUGAAGGCCUAAUUCCCAGCAAUUAUGUAACAGAGAACAAGCGAAAUAAUUUAGAAGCACAUGAGUGGUACUGUAAAAACAUAACAAGGAAUCAAGCAGAACUUCUACUACGGCAGGAGUCCAAAGAAGGAGCAUUUAUGAUCAGAGAUUCAAGCCAAAAGGGAGCCCUCACAAUGUCUGUGUAUUCACAAUCUGGUGGAAGCCUCCGUGGAAAUAUCCGACAUUAUCAAAUUAAGCAAAACCAUUCAAAACAGUAUUAUGUAGCAGAAAAGCACCUCUUUCCAUCCAUUCCUGAACUCAUCCAGUAUCACCAACAUAAUGGAGCAGGUCUCAUCACCCGCCUCCGACAUCCAAUUGGAUCAAUGGGCAGUUGUUUACCAGCAACAGCAGGAUUUAGUUAUGAGAAGUGGGAGAUAAAUUCAUCUGAGCUGACUUUCAUGAAAGAAGUUGGGCGCGGCCAGUUUGGAGUUGUUCAGCUGGGUAAAUGGAGAGCACUUGUCAAAGUUGCCAUUAAGGCAAUCAAUGAAGGCGCGAUGUCUGAAGACGAUUUCAUUGAGGAAGCUAAAGUCAUGAUGAAAUUAUCCCACCCAAAGCUGGUACAGCUUUAUGGAGUAUGCAUACAGCAUAAGCCUCUCUACAUAGUGACUGAGUUUGUGGAAAAUGGCUGCCUGCUCAAUUACCUUCGGCAAAGACAAGGGAAGCUGAACAAUGAAAUGCUACUCAGCAUGUGCCAGGAUGUAUGUGAAGGGAUGGAGUAUCUGGAAAGAAAUAGAUUUAUUCAUCGUGAUUUAGCUGCAAGGAACUGUUUAGUCAAUGCCAGGAAUAUAGUUAAAAUAUCUGACUUUGGAAUGACAAGAUAUGUUCUCGAUGAUGAAUAUAUCAGCUCUUCAGGUGCCAAAUUUCCAGUCAAAUGGUCAUCUCCUGAAGUUUUUCAUUUCAACAAGUACAGCAGCAAAUCUGAUGUCUGGUCAUUUGGAGUUUUAAUGUGGGAAGUUUUUACAGAGGGCAAAAUGCCUUUUGAAAAUAAGUCAAAUUCUGAAGUUGUCCAUGAGAUUUCCAAAGGUUACAGACUUUAUCAACCACAUCUGGCAUCACUCACUGUGUACAAAGUCAUGUACAGCUGCUGGCAUGAGAAACCUGCAGGUCGCCCUGCUUUUGCUGAGCUGCUGCAGACCCUCUCAGUUAUAGCAGAGACUGGAUAAUCAAGACGGUCUCCUCCUAGCUAUUCUCAUUGCAGAGAUAGCACAAAGCUGCUCAUGUGGUGGUUCUCAAUCUUUUACAGCCUUAGCUAGUUACAUCAAUCAGCAGCACUAAGAAUCUAACGCUGUAACAAUUAUGAAAUGAAUUUGAAUAUAAAUUCGACUCGCUCUGACUGAAGAUAUUAAUUGUCCCUGAAUCAAGAAGCCUUUAUCUUGCCUGAUAAAUCCUUAAUCUCUAUCACCGGGGACCUCUUUGUCUAAAUGACAGACACACACAAAUUUAGGGCCAAACCAUAUAUUUUAAAGACUUUAAAAUAGCAAACACAGGAACAGCUUCGAAUAUAACUCGCCCUAUCCCUAGAAACAGAAAAAGAUAGAAAAGACCGUAGACAAAAUGGAAUAUAUGUUACAAUCUCACCGUCGGAGCUCACGACCUACAACUCUUUGGCUAUUUUGGAGCCUCGGAGGAGGACCAGCGAGGAGAUCCCUCGAAGCCUGUUGACGUAAGGCUGCUAGGUGAUCCUCAACUGUCUGGACAAUGGCUCUUCUGUGGAUACAGUGGUGACUAACCCUUCAGUAGAGUCACUCGGUCCAGAAGGGUUGUGGAAAGGUGACAAAAGUCCAGCUGCUGCUAACUCCAGCCUGAUCCCCUCACAUGGGAUAUCUGCACACGCAGGUGCCACGUAAGUUAAUCACACAACAGGAUCCACAUAUACCACAAUGUCCAUAAAUGUUAAAUAAAACAGGAACAGAAGAAACCAAAAAAGGAACGGAACGGGAAGGAAAGGAAAAAGGAACCCAAGCCUUCUUCUGCCUAAGGCUUUUACUGGCUCUUAGGUGGGAAAAGAGACUUGUGUACUGAGUGCAUUAAAUCAAGGUCAUGUGCAGCAGUUCAGCGGGAUGUGUGCAACCUUGAGGAAUGAGUGCAACUUCAAGGGGACAAAGUGCACAAUGUUUGAGAGGAGUGCAAAAAGUGGACUGAGUGCAAACACUGGCUUGGUGGGAAAACUUGUGUUCUAUAACUGAAUUCUAUCCCUCUCACAAAAUGGAGGUCAUAAAGACUCCAUUUUGUUUAUACCCUACCAAUAUUCUUCACUGAUUAAUAUACCCAGGGUUACACUGUGCAGUUUAGUCUGUUUUCACUUUCAGAGUUCACCACUUCUUUAAUGUUUUGGGGAAAAUGUUUAGUUCAGAGAACUGGGGUUGGGCUUUUAAUCUUUUGAUGCAAGAUUGAUAGUGCAAAUCAAGACCAGAUUCAUGAUGAUCAUAUCUAUACUUGAGAGGAAUAACAGGAGGAAGAAUACAUGGUACGUAGAUUUAAACUGCAUAAGAAACCCUUCUGCAUUAUGUGGCAGAUUUACACUAAACUCUGCAACAGUGCCAUUGAUGAAGAAAUCAUUUGUUAAUUGGUAUGGCUCAUUGAUUGGGGAAUAAGGACAGGUAGCAGCAGGAAAGACUUAGAUACUCAUAACAGACUUCUAUAAGAGUACUAGAAAAACGAGGUGAGCAAGAUAGUAUCUUUUAUUGAACCAACAUCUGCUGGUGAAAAAGUCAAGCUUUUGAGCUAUGCAGAGCUCUUCUUCAUAUCUCUCUCUCGGUAGUCAGACAUAUUUGAACACGGGACCACACUGCAACACAGGCUUCUGUUAUUUGAUUUAAAAGAGCAACUUAAGAUAUUAGAAAUAGUAAGCUAUUGUCAUCUAGUAGACCAGCCAUUAAACAGAAACAUAACUUACAUUGUUUGUGUACUAUACAUUCUCUUAGAGAAGGGGUGGGCAGGUAUGCAGGAAGAGGCAGGUAUCAUAGAGGUUCUUAAGCCCCAUCUGAAUGGAACACUACCCUGUAACAAUUUAGAAGCUGCUACCUGGUGAAGGUGCCUGCCUUCGUUCUUUAGGAGCAUGAGAAAACAACCACCAUUUCCUGCAAGCCUGUGCCUGCUUUCUCCAAGGCAGUUUCCCAUGCUACCUUUCUGCCUCUUGCUGAUGUGCAUACUUACCUAAUGCCCUCCUUCAUUCACCUACACUGAAUCCCCUCCUGUGGCAUGCCAAUGAACAAACUGAAGAAAUAGCAGGAAAAUAGAACCUUUUUGCAUGUGUGUGGCAUAAAUAGAUUUUUGCAAAAUCAUAGCAAAAAGAUAAGUUAUCUGGCCAAUUUGUGUGACCAAUAUUUAAUAUAAUUGGAAUCCUGUGAACAACAAGUGCAUUGGUAACUUCCCCUGUACAUUAUAUAUUUGUGGUGACUAAUGUUAGUGUAAAAAAAGCUUAUUGUUUGUAGUUGGGACUAUCUGUUAAAUUUAGGAGAGGGAAGAGAAAUAGCAGAGCACUAAAGAAAAAGGAAACUAAAUAACUCGCAUACUGCAUCUAUAAUCAUAUGUAUUUUUUUAUGCAUAGAUGCAUGUGUCUAUUUGUAUUUUACAGCAAUUUGUGGGGAGACAAAAUACUUAAAACCUACUGAUUGAAGAACAGUUGAAUUCUGCAUAACUUCUACAGUUUUACCUUUCUAAAUUCUAAAUAAAAAUAAACAUUGUCACAGUUUUUGGAAUUAUGCCCAGUGAUAGAAUCAUUGGACUACAUUCAGUUCUGACAUAAGCCUGGGUAACUCCCAGCGAUGGUAAUAGUGUGCAAUACUUGCAGGCAAUAUGAUCACCUGCAGUUAUUUGAAGAAUGUAAACAUUGAAGAGGAAAUGUUUAAUUACCCAGUUGCCAGUUCUUUCACCUGCACUGUGAAAGCAUCUCAGUUUCAAGAGAAACUAGAAUUCCUGGUUCCCUUACAUAACCUUUUAAAAGAAUUUUAACAAAACUAUACCACUGUUUGCGCUUACAUUUGACUCAUCUCAAAUGCAUGUUGAAUUCAGAAUGGUACAAUGUACUAAAGCCAGGAGAAAAAAAGAGUAGUGUGUCUGAAAAAGCACAGUGGCUGCAAGUUUUCCAUUUAAUUACUGAAAUCUUUCUGCCCCCUCGUGAUGUGCUACUUUUUUCAGCAGGUGUUGCUGUAUGAAUAAAACAAUGAAAUGAUAUCCAUAUUGCAAAGUAUACAAGCAUGGUUCUAGCUCCACGCUAGCAUGUUGCACAUUGCAUGAGAAGUUCUAAGAGAUCAUAUUGAAGUGAUUUUGCUAUGCAUUGGUUUGUUACUGUUUGCCAAUAUGUAGUUAGGAGAUAUCACCCAAUUAUGAAAACAAAAAAUAUAAGCAAUGGGAGGGCUGAAAGCUGUGCUUGUGACUGCUCCACAGU
Molecule: messenger RNA, 4886 nt
Organism: Pelodiscus sinensis (Chinese soft-shelled turtle)
Lineage: Eukaryota; Metazoa; Chordata; Testudines; Trionychidae
Source: RefSeq, a predicted model, not a curated record